This is a messenger RNA of Chrysoperla carnea, 2077 nucleotides long. It is a transcript of the gene Pp2A-29B, whose product is annotated as serine/threonine-protein phosphatase 2A 65 kDa regulatory subunit A alpha isoform. The transcript is spliced from 6 exons. Gene Ontology annotation, cellular component: protein phosphatase type 2A complex; cytoplasm. The coding region runs from base 173 to 1960 and encodes 595 amino acids. The record is from RefSeq and is a predicted model, not a curated record. Gene Ontology annotation, biological process: protein dephosphorylation. Gene Ontology annotation, molecular function: protein binding; protein phosphatase regulator activity. Lineage: Eukaryota; Metazoa; Arthropoda; Insecta; Neuroptera; Chrysopidae.
CACACCGUGUUUGAAUAAAUUUUAAUGUAAAAUAACUAAAAUAUUAAAUUAAUUACAAAAAAAAGUAUAAACAGUUAAUUAAACUAUAACAAUACAGUAUUAAUAUCUGAACUGAUAACUUAAAAACUUCUAACUAUAAUCGUUUUAUUUAAUUUGGCAUCAUUAAUUUACAAUGGCAGCCAGUGAUUCGGCAGGCGACGAUUCUCUGUAUCCCAUCGCUGUUCUUAUUGAUGAAUUAAAGAAUGAAGACGUACAGUUACGUUUGAAUUCAAUAAAAAAAUUAUCAACAAUUGCGAUUGCACUAGGAGUCGAAAGAACAAGAUCUGAAUUAAUUCCAUUUUUAACGGAAACAAUUUAUGAUGAAGAUGAGGUCCUCUUAGCUUUAGCUGAACAAUUGGGUGGCUUCACAAAUCUAGUUGGUGGUCCCGAUUAUGCACAUUGUUUAUUACCACCAUUGGAGAGUUUAGCUACAAUCGAAGAAACUGUUGUGCGUGAUAAAGCUGUAGAAUCAUUGCGGAAUGUUGCCCAACAACACAGUCCAAGUGAUUUAGAAACACAUUUUGUGCCACUUGUACAACGUUUGGCUGCUGGCGAUUGGUUUACAUCACGUACAUCAGCUUGUGGUUUAUUUGCUGUAUGUUAUCCACGAGUUUCAGCUGCCGUUAAAGCUGACCUUCGUUUACAUUUCCGUGCAUUGUGUCAAGAUGAUACACCAAUGGUACGACGAGCUGCUGCCUCCAAAUUGGGAGAGUUGGCGAAAGUUGUGGAAGUGGAAUACCUUAAAACAGACGUGAUUCCUAUGUUUGUAAACUUAGCACAGGAUGAUCAGGCAAGUUCCGAUUCGGUAAGAUUAUUAGCUGUUGAUGCAUGUGUCAGUAUCGCUACAUUGUUAGAACAAGAAGAUGUUGAACAACUUGUAAUGCCGACACUCAGACAGUGUGCCACCGAUCAAUCAUGGAGGGUUCGUUAUGUUGUUGCUGACAAAUUCACAGACUUACAGCGUGCUGUAGGACCAGAAAUUACACGCACAGAUCUAGUACCAGCUUUUCAAAAACUUCUUAAAGACACCGAAGCUGAAGUACGAGCUGCUGCCGCACAUAAAGUCAAAGAUUUUUGUCAAAAUUUGGAUAAAGCACAUCAAGAAAAUAUUAUCAUGACAUCAGUUUUACCAUAUGUUAAAGAUUUAGUAGCAGAUCCAAAUCAACAUGUAAAAUCAGCAUUAGCAUCUGUAAUAAUGGGUUUAAGUCCAAUACUUGGUCGUCACAAUACAAUCGAACAUUUAUUACCACUAUUUUUAUCACAAUUAAAAGAUGAAUGUCCUGAAGUACGUUUGAAUAUCAUUUCAAAUUUAGAUUGUGUUAAUGAAGUUAUUGGUAUUCAACAAUUAUCACAAUCAUUAUUACCAGCAAUUGUUGAAUUAGCAGAAGAUUCUAAAUGGCGUGUAAGAUUUGCAAUUAUAGAAUAUAUGCCAUUAUUAGCUGGACAGUUGGGCCAAGAGUUCUUUGAUGAAAAAUUAAAUGCAUUAUGUAUGACAUGGCUAGUUGAUCAUGUAUUCGCAAUACGUGAAGCGGCAACAUUAAAUUUAAAAAAAUUAGUGGAACAGUUUGGAGCGGAAUGGGCUGAAAAUACAGUAAUACCUAAAGUGCUUGCCAUGUCCAGAGAUCAAAAUUAUUUACAUCGUAUGACAUGUUUGUUUUGUAUUAAUGUAUUAGCUGAAGUAUGUGGUAGUGAUAUUACAACAAGAUUAUUAUUACCAACGGUUCUCUCUAUGGCGAAUGAUGGUGUUGCAAAUGUACGGUUUAAUGUUGCGAAAACAUUACAAAAAAUUGGACCACAAUUGGAUCAUGGCGUUAUUCAACCACAAGUCAAACCCAUUCUUGAUAAAUUAAAUAUUGAUACAGAUGUUGAUGUUAAAUAUUUUGCGUCAGAAGCUAUGGCUAGUAUUGCAGCUUUAGGUUGAACUACUGGAACGGUGUAUUUAGCUAGAGAAGGUUUUUUUCAAAUGGAAGCAUUUUUUCAAAAUUCGUUACAAAUUCAUAAUUAAAUUGUAGGAAUUUUUGUCUGACAUAAUAAUUAA